Molecule: messenger RNA, 954 nt
Organism: Trypanosoma rangeli
Lineage: Eukaryota; Euglenozoa; Kinetoplastea; Trypanosomatida; Trypanosomatidae
Product: mitochondrial phosphate transporter
Exons: 1
Coding region: 1-954 (317 amino acids)
Biological process (GO): mitochondrial phosphate ion transmembrane transport
Cellular component (GO): mitochondrial inner membrane
Molecular function (GO): phosphate transmembrane transporter activity
Source: RefSeq, a predicted model, not a curated record
AUGAUGAAUAGCAAGAAACCUUGGGAUGCACGCUAUGUGAAUCCGGACAUUCCCCACACGAAUUCGUACUAUCUCAAAUGUUUGGGUGGUGGCGUCAUCUCUUGUGGGGUGACGCACACAUUGGUGUGCCCACUUGAUGUUGUAAAGUGUAACAUGCAAGUGAGUCCCGAAAAGUUUAAGGGCAUCUCUUCUGGCUUCAAGGUAGUCCUUGCUGAGGACGGCUGCGGUGCAAAAGGAAUUUGGAAGGGGUGGUUGCCGACCUUACUUGGUUACUCGGUGCAGGGUGCAUUUAAAUUUGGCCUGUAUGAGGUGUUUAAGGAUUUCUAUGCUAAUCUCGCUGGUGAGCAGGCGGCAAAGCAGUAUGAAGGUCUCAUUUGGCUUGCAGGUUCAGCAACGGCUGAGUUCUUUGCUGAUAUGGGCCUGUGUCCGAUGGAGAUGGUGAAGGUGAAGGUUCAGACCUCUCCCAGUGGCACGUUUCCCACUGCCUUUGGCGCCGCUGUUGCAGCUAUGCGUGCUGACCCUAAUUCUGGUUUCCCGUUCAAGUCACUUGUGCCGCUUUGGUCCCGUCAAAUCCCGUACACAAUGGCAAAGUUCUACUUUUUUGAAAAAGUGGUGCGGAUGUUUUACACGUAUGUGUUUACAAAGCCAAAGAAUGAGUACAGUAAGGGAACGCAGCUCAGUAUUACUUUUGCAUCGGGCUACAUCGCAGGUAUUGUGUGCGCUAUCGUCUCGCACCCUGCCGAUUCCCUUGUCUCUGCUCGUGGUAAGGCGACAAAUGCAGGCAAGGGAUACGGCCAGAUUGCCGCCGAGAUGGGUUAUCUUAACCUCUGCACCAAGGGCCUUAUGGCGCGUAUUCUCAUGAUUGGCACCCUUACCGGCUUGCAGUGGUGGAUCUAUGACACCUACAAGAGCACCCUCGGUCUUGGCACCAGCGGUGGCACAGGCAAUAAGUAG